Molecule: messenger RNA, 2054 nt
Organism: Cryptomeria japonica (Japanese cedar)
Lineage: Eukaryota; Viridiplantae; Streptophyta; Pinopsida; Cupressales; Cupressaceae
Exons: 8
Coding region: 243-1739 (498 amino acids)
Source: RefSeq, a predicted model, not a curated record
UUUCUGCAGCUCUCCCAACUAAACUUAUUAAAAUGAUAAGUUAUGACUUCCAAGCAUGCUACCUUCGAACUAGAAUUUAUGAUGGAGGACGGCGGUAAGCACUUGCAUCCAUUCCAGAUACAUAUUAUGUUUAAGCUAAUAAUGGCACAAAUUAUCCGCACACUAUUGGUACCUAAGCGGGGUAUGUAAAGGGCGCGGAAAACAUGUGCUGAGCUGUGUAGGCCAGUUCCAAUCGAGGUGGAAUGGGAAUGAUUUGGAAGCUCUCCUCCUUUCCUCAGCUGUGUGGGGUUGCAGGGGGCAUGGGGAACGCUUAUCGAGCUUGCAGGCUUCAGCAAUCCGACCCUUUAAAUAAUUUGGAACAGAGAAAACACAUAAAUGUAACACGCGGUUGUAAAAUGAUGGAGAAUCAAGAGGUAUCAAAGGAUUAUAGAGCAGGAAAAAUCCAUGCACAACGGUCAGUAGUAGAUGCAUUUUUACAGGGAAAUGUUAACUAUAACAAUUCACCACAGGGAGGUUGGAAUGGAAAAGAUACUCAAACAAAAGUAAGUAAAUUAGAUGAGAGUACAAGGAUGGAUGAGAAUUCCGGGCAGGUUUCUAAAAUUAAAUCGGAGGACAGUCGAAAAGAGGCUGAGUUAAUUACUUCCUUUGAGAGGCAACAAAAGCGAGAGGGCUAUUCGGACAGGAAAUCUGGAAUUCAAUUCCCCAGAGGCGGGAGUGGGAAUAGCCAAAAUGAGAUGCCUUUGGGCGAGGAUGGUUCCCAAGAGAGAGCUAGUUAUGUGAAAAGUGGCACACAUGAUAAGCAAAGCUCUAAAGGUGACUAUCUUGAUCUAGCUAGGCAGUCCAGUAUUGCUGAUAUGAUUGCAAGGGAUUCUUUAGCAGAUGAUGGGGUUUCUAUCGAAAGUAAGUUAUCUGAAGGUGAAGCUGAGCUUUCUGACGAGAGUCUCAUAAUAAAUUCUGAUAGGGAGUUAGCCUUUAGGAAGCAGGCAGUGAAGAGAUCAAGCGUAAUUGCCAAACAAGUAAUCAGCAAGACAUCUGCACUUACCAUGGGAUUUGUUUCUCAGCUUUGGGUGGACGCGAACUCUUGGAUAGUUGAAAUGGUAGAGAUCAGGCCAAGCUUGUUUUCUGGAGAAAUGGACAAAUUCUUUUUGAAGGACUUAUGCCAGGUGGGAGAUGUAAUACUUGUUGAGGAUGAAAAUGUUUUGCAGAAUGAGCUUCCAAUGAUAGGGUUGGAUACCUUGGUUGGUUACAGUAUUAUAACAGAAGAUAGUUAUUACCUUGGAAAGAUUCGUGAUUACAAAUUUAAUAUCAACAUGGGGAAUGUGACUUAUCUCGAGUUUGAUUCAUUUGGAGUUCCUUUCAUUCCCACUAGUGUGGUAAGCACAUAUUGUUUACUUGUUGAAGAUGUGAUUGAAAUUACAUCAAAUACAGUAGUGGUGAGCUCUGGUGCAGCUGUUCGAGUGCAAAGACUAACAAAGCAAAGCAUGUCAAGGCGGAUUAAAUCUCACUUUCUUUUUCAGGGUCUCUGGGAAUCUCCAAACCUUCAUGCAAAGGUAUGGAAUGAUGCCAAGUUAAGGAAAAAAAAUCUCAACAUUGAGGACUAUGGAUCGAUGGAUGAAGAUUUUGAGAGGCAACCUAACCUUUUAUUGAAGAAAAAAUACUCAAAUAAGAGUAGGGUUAAAAAAGCAGCACUUAAGGAAUCUGAUGUCAAGGAUGAAUGGCAGCUACCUUUGGAUUACUGAUCAAUUGAAACUUGGGUUCUUUUUGUACAUUUAGCAUCUCAUUUUAAGAUAACACCCUCCGUCAUUGUUCUUCUUACUGUACAUGCUUAUAGUUUGUAGUCAGUUUUUAUGUGUAAAAUAAGUAGUUUCCAUUCCACAAGCGAGAGAGUUAGUUCUACUAUGUGAGAUGUUGGGAAAUUCUUUUGUGUCCAAUAGUCACCUAUGCACUUAAAAAAAAUGUUAUAGAUAUGUACCCUAUUGAAUUCUUAAGUCAUCUUAUAAUUGUAAUUAGUUUUGAAAAGGCGGCAAAUAUAUUAGAAUUUAUUCUUUAUUCAA